AUGGCUACCACUGCUGCCCAGAUCUCCAAGAAGAGAAAAGUCGCCGAUGGUGUCUUUUACGCCGAAUUGAACGAGUUCCUUACUCGUGAGCUUGCUGAGGAUGGUUACGCUGGUGUUGAAGUCCGUGUGACCCCUGCUCGCACUGAAAUCAUCAUCCGUGCCACUCACACUCAAAACGUUCUUGGUGAGAAGGGUCGUCGUAUUCGUGAGUUGACCACUCUUGUUCAAAAGCGUUUCCGCUUCGCUGAGAACACUGUUGAAUUGUACGCUGAGCGUGUCCAAAACCGUGGUUUGUGUGCUAUUGCUCAAGCCGAGUCUGUCAAGUACAAGUUGCUCAAUGGUCUUGCUGUUCGUCGUGCUUGCUAUGGUGUCGUUCGCUUCGUUAUGGAAUCCGGUGCUAAGGGUUGUGAGGUUGUCGUCUCUGGUAAGCUUCGUGCUGCUCGUGCCAAGGCUAUGAAGUUUGGUGAUGGUUUCAUGAUCCACUCUGGUCAACCCACCCGUGACUUUAUCACCACCGCUGUUCGUCACGUCUUGUUGCGUCAAGGUGUUCUUGGUAUCAAGGUCAAGAUCAUGCUCGACAAUGAUCCCUCUGGUCGUCAAGGUCCUAAGGCUCCCUUGCCCGAUAUCAUCACCAUCCUUGAACCCAAGGAGGAGAACGCUAUUGAGGAACCCAUGGUCCAAGAGUUUGGUCGUCCUGCUGCUGCUGCUGAACCCGCUGCUGUUGAAGCUCAAUAA
This is a messenger RNA of Lichtheimia ornata, 735 nucleotides long. RefSeq names its product 40S ribosomal protein. The record is from RefSeq and is a predicted model, not a curated record. Lineage: Eukaryota; Fungi; Mucoromycota; Mucoromycetes; Mucorales; Lichtheimiaceae. Gene Ontology annotation, molecular function: RNA binding; structural constituent of ribosome. Bases 1 to 735 code for a protein of 244 amino acids. Gene Ontology annotation, cellular component: nucleus; cytosolic small ribosomal subunit. The transcript has 3 exons. Gene Ontology annotation, biological process: translation.